Sitodiplosis mosellana (orange wheat blossom midge) is the source of this 6352-nucleotide messenger RNA. RefSeq names its product dual specificity protein kinase splA. Bases 827 to 4576 code for a protein of 1249 amino acids. NCBI's taxonomy places the organism in Eukaryota, Metazoa, Arthropoda, Insecta, Diptera, Cecidomyiidae. The transcript has 9 exons. The record is from RefSeq and is a predicted model, not a curated record.
UUGUAUACGUGCUGCACAAGAAAAAUACGAUAGGCAAAAGUGAAGAAAAGGCGAUCACUUUAAUUUGUGAUAAAUCGCUGAGCUGUGCAGAGUAGCUGAUACUUACAAUUACACACAGCACCACCACACCACUCAAUCUUCGCAUAGAAACGCAUAUUUGGGCGCGUAUCAAGCAUAUAUCUAUAUAUCUAUAUAUGUAUAUUGUACAUAUUUAAAUGCAUAUCGUUACGGCUAAGUAUGCCAUAUUGUGUUAUGUCAUUACAUCAACUUGAUAGCUAUUAUUACCACUAUUAUCACUAUCAUCAUUGGCAUCGGCGCACGGAAUGGACAUUCUCACAUUGUGUCGAUAAUGUUUAUAAUAUAUAUCUCUUGGGUUGUAACUCAAACCAAAGCUCGCGCUACUGAUUCUAAUCGCACAGUGUCAUUUAUUGCUGUGAACAGAGAUAGCACUGCACCAACGUAGCCCAUGUCAUGUAAUGUAAUUGUAAAAAAAGUAACAACAACAACAACAACAACAACAACCACGAAUAUUGAUAAAUUGAUGAAUUGCUUUACAUAUUGUCAUUAGCGGGUCGUUGAUAUGUGAAUUAUGCUAAUUAAAUUGAAUGCUUGCAUCAAAAAACUGUUUGUGCGUUACCUUAAACGGUCCAAUUGAAUAUAGCCAACGACUACGGUAAAACAAUAACAAACUGGAGAAUAAGAAGGCGAAAAAAAGAACAAAAGAAAAGACAAACAAAAAAAACCCAAGAAGAAUUAACGACGUAAUUGGAUCGAGAGCGUGUGUGUGUGUGGAUUGGGUUUGAGAUUGAGUGGAAAACAAAAGAAGAUGGAGAGGCAUCGGCGGCCGCCUGACGUCGAAGAGGCAUUGUCGUCGAUGCUCUGGACACCGUAUCAGCGCAGUCCAUCCGAUUCAUCCGAUGAAGAAGAAGAAAUGAACGAUUGCAAUUUGCGCACACACAACAACACCAGUAAAUUGCAAUCAAAAAUCACAGCCACCGAUUUGUUUGCAAUAACCGAUCAACAUUUACAUUCGAAACCGGUACGUCGGUAUCGUGAAGGUAAUUUUGCAUCAAAUUACGGAUAUUUCGUUCCGAAAACAUACAAUAGCCUGCACAGCGAACUACCGUCGUACGACCACAUUGAAAAGGAGCGCAACUUUGGUAACUAUUUCUUGGCCGGUUUUAAUACGAAUCGCGUAAACAAUACCAAUAAUUCGAAUAACAUCGUCGCCGAUAACGUGAACAACAACAAUAAUGGCAUUUACUAUAACAACAACAACAACAACAACAAUAAUAUCGGCCGCAGUGGCUGCAGCAGCACCACCACUACCAUCGCCAAUAAUAAUGCAAGUUGUCCGUCAAAUGGCAUCUAUAUGAUACAAGAACAGUCCAUGUGUCCGACAUCGAUGGUGCAUUCAUUCACCGAUGACUUUCUUCAAUACCAGGUUCAUAGUAUAAACGGAACAUCGACAGCAGCAGCAGCAGCAGCAGCUGUUCGACAGACCGAUCAUGCGUCCGCAUCGUCAAAUCGAUUUUCGAGCGAUUUCAGCCAGCUUGACAUCCGAUUUUUGACCGAUCAAAUGGGAUUGAGAGACCAAGAUCCCAAUCGAAAUACAAAUUACUCGAGACUAGGCGAAACAUCAAAAUCAAUGUCGACAUCGUCUAACAUCGAAUCAUCUGUGAUACAGAACAAAAAAAAUUGUACAAAUGCCACAAACGCUGUUGUUGAUUGUUGUGUUGGUCAAAGCCGAAUUCGUGCCGAAGACUUACCUGAGCGGGUCAGUAAACUCAAUAGAACGACUAUGAACGAUGCAUCAAUACAAGCGACGCAGCAGCACGAGUAUGUGAAUGCGUUGCGAACACGUGAUACGGUAUACGGUGAGCACGAACAGCCGAGAGUAGGGAAUGAUCGGGCACAUUCGACAGCACCGACGAUGAAUAUGACGAGAAGAGAGACGACAACAACAAGCGGCAGCCGAGAGGCAAGAGAAACGCAAACAACAGUAACAGCGGCUGUAGCAGCAGCAGCAGCAGCACAAACGACGAAUGGAUCGUCGCUUGUAAACAUUGGAUCGAGCCAAGCGCUGUUCAGUCGUGAUCGGUUAUUCCAUGCCAGCGUAUCGUCUACAGCGCAUGCUUUUUUCGAUUUGUUUAAGUUUAGUCGAAAUAGUGAAAGUAAUAUACGUAAUUUUAGUCGUUCUAAUCGCGAAAAUAUUUCACAAAAAAACAGUUGUGCGGUUGCGGCGAUGCGACUCAAUGUGCCUAAUCAAGAUUCAACAGCUGUUGCUGCCAGAGAGCCAUCCAUUAGUGUAUCCACGCGAAUCAAUCAUAUCGAUAACAGUAAAACGGUUGUAAAUAUUUCGAAUGCACAUGAUGGUUGCUCGUUGCCAUUGGGCACCAUGACGACGUUGACGACGACGACGACGACCACAACAACAUCAUCAUCAUCAUCAGCGUCGUGUCCAUCUGCAAGUCAUAUAUUCGAAAAUGGAAUACUUCUGGGUGCCAUCGUAUCACAAGCACAGCCAAGUCUUACAAUUCAAGUGAAUCAAAACGAGCAUCAUCAGUCGCAACAAACGCAGCAAAACGAACAAACGCAACAGGUGAACUUUGUUAGUUAUCGUGCGGUGCCCGUGCAAGUGGUUAAUAACAGCAGUGCUUCGCAAAAUAAGAAUUGUAUCGAUAUUUGUAAAAGUGAUAAAGCCAAUAACAUCGACAACGACCACAAUUCGAUGCAAUCGCAAACGAAAAGCCACACCAAUCUGAUGAGUGAAACAAGUGAAAAAUGUGAUAAUAUUGAAUUUAUCGGUGAAAAUACAACAAAUUCAAAUUCAAAUUCAAAUUCAAAUACAAAUGCAAAUGGAAAUGGAAUUGUGAAUGCAAAUGUGGUACUCAGUGAUGGGGUACAAAGUGGAUUUGUGCAUACGAAUAGUGGUAACUGUAACAGUAGUAUGAUAAGUGUAACGGAUAAUACAAAUAACUCAAGCCCCAACCAUACGAGUCAAGUUCAUUUGAAUCAGCGCACGUUCACAUCGACCGAGGCGCAAACAGAUGAUAUACAGCAUCAAAGCAGCCAGGAGCAGCGACAACAACAACAACAACAGCAGCAGCAAAGUCAAUCGGCCGAUGCUGCAUUGAUUGAAUCGACAACAACAGUCAAAACUAGUAGCAAUAAGCCAAAUCAUUCGCACAGCCGACGCUCUGGCACGGAUAGUAGUGAGGCACAAACGAGCCGGGAACAACGACGCCGAGAACGUCGUGAGCGUCGCCAACCAAGAAGUUCACGACAACAUGUGCAUCCACCACCAAAUCAAUCGCUGGCUAUGCAUUCGCAUCAUUCCAAUUGCGAAAUUCUACCCGAUAUUUUGCACAAUCACGUAAUCAGUCAUCCACCGCCGUACACAACACUUCCAAUGCCCAGCCAUUGCCAAAUCAAUGCAGCCUCGGUUCUGACUCAAUCGCCUCCGCCAUCUGUACUCGUACCUGCUCCACCAUCAGCUCUGAUACCCGUUGGAAUUAGCGACGACGGCCGAUACACAUUCCCAUUGCCGAUAAUGAGACGGUCACCAUCAGAACGGCCCGGAAAAGAUUGUUGUGGUCAAUGGUUUGCAGGUCCUCCAUUGCGUGCCGUCAUUGCGGUUGUUGCCCUUGGUGGUGUUGCAUGUGCGUUAGGUGGAGCUGCACUUGGAGCGACUGGUUUGGCUGGUCCGCCAACAUCGCACUUGACAGCUGCUCUAUUGAUGAUCGGAGUUGGCGUUAUUCUGGUCACGGUUAGUGGAGCUGCAUGGCGAAUGACAGCACCGGGUUCAACGCAAUGUCUUGGCAUCGAUAUGGGAUCUGGUGAAUUGGGACGAUGUGGACGUCGACCAUGCAGUGGACGUGCACCCGGUUUUCUGUAUCCAGAAUUUCAGCAUCGGCCACCACCACCAUCCUAUCAGGCUAGCAUGCAAGAAUAUCGACUUAGAUUACUUCUAUUGGAUCGCGAUAGACAGGCUGGUGUUGUUCGAGGUGCAUCACCUCCACCAACUUAUCGAUCACACGCGGGCACAUUACUAAGAGCUCCCUUGAGCGUUCGUGGUAAUAAUGGAAACAACGGUGGACCCGGUUCCGAGCAUAGUUUACCGCCCAGCUAUAAUCGUACACGAAAUAACCUUUUACGAAUUCCGGCGAUAAUCGGUGGCAAUAGCAACAGUGCGGCGAUGGCGAACCAACAAUCGCAUCGUAACAAUGACAACAAUACCAGCAACACCAACACGACAAAUUCAAUCAUCGAUGCAAAAUUGUCCAAGUCAAGCACCGAUAUCCAAGGCAUUGAUGAGCUAUUUUUGAAUGCGACCAACAAUAGUAACGGUAGUCAUGAUACGAUCACGAAUGAGUCAAAUGCCAAAUCAGCGGAAAUCGACAACGCAACCAAUUCACAGUCAACGGUAACCGUUGUAGCCAAGAUUGAGGACGAUACAAAGGCGAUGGUGGCCACAUCGAGCAACGGUGAUUUGGUCACCAUUGUAACCAUAACGGGAUGCACAACAACGGAAUCAUCGACCGGAGGCGAAAUGAAUAUUCUAGCUCAUUUGUAGUACCUAUCGUCGGCACACAUUCACACUGCCGAACAAAAAAAUUGGAGAAGAAAUCUAUAUAUGUUUAACAAGCGACGAAAAGAAGAAGAAGCUAAAUUAGGAAAAUAUUGAUUUGUAAUUUGGAUUGAGAUUUAAUUUUUUUUUUUUUCUUUGAAUUUUCUGUUUAGUUCGCCACACGCAGAUCCCAUUCUGAAUGUGAUUUGUUUUAUUUAUUUUUUUCUGUUUCAAAAUGGGGUGGAUUUCUGAAUGAAAUAGUAGAUUCCGCAUUCCUCAAGCCAAUGGAAUUCGAACGCGAAAUUUCAAGCGGAAACAUUCACUCAAUCAGUCAAAACUGCACUUUCUAAGCGAAUAAUCGAAUCAGCAUAAAUGUUCCCUUUGUUUUUUUAACGAAUUUAAAAAAAAUGUUUCUAAGCAAAAGAAAAAAAUUCGUCGCAAUCCGAACGUAACAAAAUACCCCAAGUUUGCGUCUCAUUUUUCCUAAAAUCAAUUGGCCAACAAAUGCAUCCAAUAAACAGGCAUCAAAAUGGAUGUGCAGCGCAUACGUUUAUAAGCAAUUGAUUUAAAGAAGUCAUUUGGCGCAGAACAACAAAUCGAACACAAAAAACUGAACAUACACCCAUUGCCGCAAAGCAGCCAAAAUUGAGAACGAAUAGGAAGCGAAAGAAAGAGAAAAAUGAAGUGUGAAAAAGCCAAUGUACAGUAUUUUAUCGGUUUUAUAAUUUAAUUUAUGGAUAAAUAAUGUUUUUUUUUAUCGUGCCUGGUUAUGACCAUUUUCUGUUUUAAUCAUCCCAACCAAUUGCUAAUUAACUAAACAAAAAAAUCAAUUUUAUUGGCUAAUCUUUGUAAUGAACCGCAACUACUUUUUUUUUAAAUUGACGUACGAUACAAACUUAAAAAAAAGAAACAAAAGAGAAAAUUUAAUGGAAAAUGUGUCGAAACAAGCAAAACUAGAAAAAGUAAUAAAAUGAACAAGAAUCGAUUGAAUUCGCAACUUAGUAGGUUUUUAAAGAGAAUUAAAAAAAACACGUUUUGUUGUUUCAAUAAUGUUUUGUACUUGGAUCAGGAAUUUUACAAUUAAUGCAGGUUAUUGCAGUUGUGUAAAUGAACAAGAAACAAGGCAAAUUUGCAAUGAUGCGUGGAAAUGAAUAAAAUAAACAAAAAAGAAAUGUUACGAAAACAACGUAUGACAAAAAUACAUUAAUUAACGGAUGCAACAACAAUAGAGAAAGAAAAAUGGGAAAUUUUUAAAAACACAAUAUGUAUAAAGACAAAAUGAAGCCUAAAUUUUUUUUUUCAAUUUCCAUUUUUAGCCAACAAUAUAAUAUUAUUAUUUCCAACACGUAUUUUAAGCAAAACCAAAGUUUUCAUCUUACGAUUAGGAAAAUUAUAUUCGAAUUUCAAAAAGAAAAAAGAAACACAGCAACAACAAAAAGUAUAUAUACGCAAAAAUAAGUCGAAUGUAAUAAACAAGAGCGCUUUAUUGUCAUUUUAAAUCGAUGGCAGUGAAAAUCAUGCCAAAUUAACCGUUUGUGUUUACAGUAAACGAUUUCAUUUCGAUUUUUUUUUACCGCUUCAAAGUCCCGAUUUGUCCUUUUUCAUUGCCUACAACAAAUAUCAAUAGCAACAAAUACAUUUUUUUCACUCAGAAAUGUAUCAAUUUAUUCGAAUCAGUUCCAAAGCCGACGAUUUGAAUGAGUUUUUGCUACACGCAGCAAAUUCUUCUAGAAUCCUGGGAAAAUUAUGACAACAAGAAAUAAAAAGAGAAAUAUUGUUUUG